Messenger RNA from Monomorium pharaonis (pharaoh ant), 3282 nucleotides. Its product is annotated as nucleolar complex protein 4 homolog B. Gene Ontology annotation, cellular component: Noc4p-Nop14p complex; nucleolus; small-subunit processome. Gene Ontology annotation, biological process: ribosome biogenesis. The record is from RefSeq and is a predicted model, not a curated record. NCBI's taxonomy places the organism in Eukaryota, Metazoa, Arthropoda, Insecta, Hymenoptera, Formicidae. The transcript is spliced from 6 exons. The coding region runs from base 244 to 1809 and encodes 521 amino acids.
UCCCAGCCUAACCUUAAGCUCCAACCUAGACGACGACAGGGCCAGACAUGGUGAUUUUUAAGGUCGCCUUUAUGUCGAAGACGCGUGAAACGUGAGACCUCGUGAGGAGCAGCGGCGCCGGAACCAGCUGUCCACAUCGUUGGUCGUUCUCGACUGCCUGUCGCCGUCAGCGUAGAUCCCGCGGAACGGCGUUUCCUGAAAGAGAGAGAGAGAGAGCGGUGUGGCAAGAUCGCGGGUGGCACGAUGACGGACGCGUCGAAUUUACCGGGCGCCUCCUCCACAGGCCAGAGGGCAAUAUCAAGGAUGCUGCGGCAGCGGGCCCAGGAGUUCCUCGCCUCGCGGAAGCACGCCAACAACCUGGUGGAGAUAAUCGGCCACUGGGACGAGUCCACCUGUUCGUGCCUGCUCACGAUAGAGACGAUAUUCGGAGAGGUGCUGAGACGCGGCGACAUGUACACGGAGCGUUCGAUAGCCCUCACCAUUUCAGAACCUAGCCCAGAAUCUCGUUAUAUCACCUGGUUAAGAAGUUGCUACGAGGAGGUUUGGAAAAAGAUAUUAGCGUCUAUGGAGAAGAAUCGAUCGGCUAUUCAACUACAAGCUCUUACCACCGCGAUGAAGUUGAUGGCGGAAGAGGGUAAAGCGCCGAUGGAACCGCGCGAUAAUCCAGGAUAUUACUUUCCCCUGCAUCGUUUAAAACCCAUCCUCAUGACUCUGCUCUCCCCCGAAAAGGACAAUACUAAUUUAAUAUCGAGAUUUCAAGAGAUUACCGGAUACCCUGAUGUUUUGUAUUAUACGUGGAGAUGUCUGCCCUCACUCACCCCAAAAAGACAGCCGAAAGAAAUUUAUAUUAAGAAUCUUUUGGAACUUAUUGAUAAAAUACCACUGCCAAAAGAAGAAGAAGCAUCUAAAACGUCAGACAAUAAAGAACUUUUGUGUGGACCGCAACAAGAUGCUGCAUUUACAUGGGAUCAAUCAAAUGUUAAACGCGUAUUAAACAAAGUCUGGGCCUGCGUUAUGCACUGGGAAUUAACGCCACAGUUACAUAAACAGUUGCUCAUAGUUUUGUUGGAACGAGUCAUGUCGCAUUUAGAAAAACCAAUUUUAUUAACGGACUUUUUAAUGGAUUCUCUAGAUAUGAAUGGUGCUGUCGGGGUACUGGCAUUGCAAGGUGUAUUCAUACUUGUUACUAAACAUAAUUUAGAAUACCCGAAUAUUUUUACCAAACUGUAUUCGAUGUUUGAACCUGAAAUCUUUCAUACAAAAUACAAGGCUCGUCUAUUUUAUUUGUCCGAUCUAUUUCUCAGUUCAACACAUCUGCCAGAAGCGUUAGUAGCGGCAUUCGCGAAACGACUCGCGCGUUUAACAUUAGUUGCACCACCAGAGGAUAUUCUGAUAAUUCUGCUUUUCGUGGGCAACCUGUUACUUCGACAUCCAGGGCUAAAGAGGCUGAUAGAUCACCCGCAAGGUGGCGAGGUCCCAUCGAGCGCGAGCACUGGGGCGGGCGAUCCGUUUCUUAUGGAAGAGCGUGAUCCGUUACUAAGCAACGCAUUGCACAGCAGUCUCUGGGAAAUACGGGCAUUGCAAUGGCAUAUUCUGCCCAGCGUCGCCACCGCUGCGCGUUUCAUUCACGAGCCGCUGCCCUCAGUUGAGUAUGAUAUGGCAUCAGCGUUAGAACGCACCGGUGGCCAUCUUUUCGAAAGCGAACUGAAGAACAAAGUCAAAGACAUCAUGCUAACGUUUGAGAGACCAAAUUCUAUGGCGCUGCCGAAGGGAGAGAAAUUGUUGCAAUAUUGGCAGCUCACGCAUUGAUUUUGUACACUGUGUGAUCGACGCCCAGAGUGCAAUAUAUCAUGAGAAAAAGGCCAUCAUUGUUUAUGCCAUCGACAAUAUUUGAGCUGAGGAUAACGUUCAUAUUUUAAAUAAAGAAUAAAGACUUUUGUGUUUUAUAUUACAUACCUACAACAAAAGCGAUAGCACAUUUUUUUGUAGCGUUGAGAGUCUAUUUACUUUUGAAACAUUUAAAUAAAUUUAUGCAUUAUUAUUCAUCGAUUGCGCUACAAACAAAAAGUAAAUUUGCUUAUUAUUUAUCUCAGUUAUAUGUAAACAUUUGUGUAUCUUACACAUAAAUUACGUGCAAGUUCGUAAUACUGGCAUUAUUUAACUCUUUCGCUGCUUUUCAUAACGUUGUUAUAAAUUGUUAUUUUGUGGUUUCUUUGAGCUUAGUUAAAUAGGAAGUUUAACAUAUCAUCUUUUAUAUAUAUUAGUAUAAAAAAGAAUACACGAAAAUUUGUCUGUGAUUGCAACUCGUUCAUCUUUUUCGACAUAAAAAAUAUAUAUUAUAAUAGAUAAUUUACAAAAAAGAAAAUGCAAUUAUUAUACAAUAAUUGUUUAUUUUAUUUUUAUAAUUUAAAAGAUAAACAUAACUGUAAUCUCUCUGUACGUAAAUGAAAAAUCUCGUAUUUUUUAUUGUGUAAUAUGUGCGAUUCAGUUUAGUUUAUUUUUAAGCACACAUAUUUGAAUUAUAAAAAUAACAAUAUAUAUUUAAAUAAUUAUUAAAUAUUUAUUUCAACAAAUAUUGGUGGAUAAAGUAUAUGUGUGUUUACAUAAUAUUUAAUCGAGAUCUUUGAGUGUCGAAGUUGAAUAAACUGUAACAUGCUAAUUCAUUAUUUGCCAUAUAUAAAAAUAGAAUUUAUAUAUAUAUUAAUAUUAAUUCUUGGAAUAUAAGCUUGUGGUCAUUGCAGCGAAAGUGUUAAAGCAACUGAUCCUUUCCGAUGUUGCAAAAUCAUGAGGUCGAUAACUGAUAAGCAUCUGAUCCAUACUAUAGGUAAUUUGCAUAAUUGCAACUCUGUCCAAUAUUCUUGGAUAGUGAUUUUUCGUGUACACGAAUAUAUGAGAUAAUAAAAAAUUGAGAUAUUUUCAUUUAACAGAUAAUUUUAAUUCACUUUUACGAUGUGUAGCGCAGCUGAUAAUUCGUGUUUACAACACAUAGGUAAGCAUAGUUCAAUUGCUUAGUUCAAUUUUAAUUAUCUAUUUAAGAUCUUAUACAUUUCUCUUUUUCUAUAUAUAUAUAUAUGUAUAUUAUUUUCGUCAUUAGCCUUCUUUGAUAUGUCACAAUUCUGUAUAUUUGCGCCUCAUUGCAUAUUGUCUUAUGUAUAUACAAACGCUUUUAUGUACAUCAGCUAAUAGAUAAGUUAUUAUUAUUACAAUACCAUUAUGUAUAAUGUCGCUUUGUGUCCAACAUCUGAAAAAAGCCAUAAUAAAAGGUUAUUAAUUUUCAUUUAA